AUGUGGAAGGUUGCUUCAUUUAUUGGGAGGAAAAGCCUUCCUGCGAGGAGGUGGCGGCUUGCGAAGGGGGGGUGGAGGCUUCCUGCGGGGGGGAGGAGGCUUCCUGCGGGGGGGAGGAGGCUUCCUGCGGGGGGGAGGAGGCUUCGUUUUGGGUGGCGGAGGUGGUUUCUUGUGGGUCGGGGGGGUGGUUUCUUGUGA
Messenger RNA from Auxenochlorella protothecoides, 198 nucleotides. RefSeq lists its product as hypothetical. The coding region runs from base 1 to 198 and encodes 65 amino acids. The transcript has a single exon. NCBI's taxonomy places the organism in Eukaryota, Viridiplantae, Chlorophyta, Trebouxiophyceae, Chlorellales, Chlorellaceae. The record is from RefSeq and is a predicted model, not a curated record.